AUGCAGAGCGCUGGCUUGAAGAGCGACGGGAAGUGUCUGACGAGUGAUAGCCUUGGAGCGUACCGUUUUCCCAUCCACAGCGUGUAUAGAAAUGGGACGGCGCAGAUCACGGACAUUCCUCUGGUCCUGAUUAAAGAGAAGAAGACGUGGAGAGAAGCUCUGAGAUACUGCAGAGAGAAUCAUGUGGACCUGGUCUCUGUUCACACUGAGGGAAUUCAGCGUUGGGUGAAGACUGUAGCUAGAAAUGCCUCCACUGAUAAUGUGUGGGUGGGUCUGCGUCACACCUGUGACCUGAAGUUCUGGUUCUGGAUGAGUGGAGAGUUCCUCUGCUACCAGAACUGGGCUCCAGGGAACGGGACGGGAGUGGAGGACUGCAGUAAUGGAGAAAGAUCAGGAGCGGUUCAGUCUGGAAGUAAGCAGUGGAUCAGUCUGCUGGAGAACCAGACCCUCAACUUCAUCUGCACUGAAUCUGAUGAGUUCUGAGAAAGGAUCCCAGGACCACGCUAACAGAACUGGAUCUACUUCCUGUACUGCGCAGUAGUCUGGAAUUAUAUUUCUUCAUAUUCUCUUCAUGCUUUUGCUGUUUUUAAUAUAACUUUAAUGUUAUAAGAAAGGGAGGUGUUGGAUUCAAGUUUUAAUUUUAAUUAUAUAUGUUUACUCAGGUAUAUUUACAGUUUAUUUAAUUAAUUGUUUAAAAAUAUGCUUUAAUAUGUUAAUAUAAUUUCUUUUCAGAUCUCUCUGCUUCUUUUGUGAACCUUUUGCUUUCGUUUGAGAUCUGUUUUUUCCCUUUUCUUUUCUCUUCUUAUACCCUCUGUUACAAGUCACUCUUCUACAAAGGUGCGACAGAGAAGUGUGCUUAGACUGGGGUUUAUAUAGAGUGCUUUACAGUUGUUGCCACUGAUUAUUGUGGUUUGUCACCAUGGAUUAUGGGAAUUGGAGUUUCAAGACCCAGCUCCACCAAUUUUUUUUCUUCUCCGUUACCCAGCUCCUCUUGCUGGUGGCCAGUGGUGCAGCACUGCCCUUCACAUCUAAUUAUUGUGGUCAUUGAACUGUUUGUGUUUGCAUAUGUGGUUCAUUCCAUUCCAAUAAGUCU
Molecule: messenger RNA, 1093 nt
Organism: Astyanax mexicanus (Mexican tetra)
Lineage: Eukaryota; Metazoa; Chordata; Actinopteri; Characiformes; Acestrorhamphidae
Product: snaclec agkicetin-C subunit beta-like
Exons: 4
Coding region: 1-483 (160 amino acids)
Source: RefSeq, a predicted model, not a curated record